Fusarium verticillioides 7600 is the source of this 1137-nucleotide messenger RNA. RefSeq lists its product as hypothetical. The coding region runs from base 1 to 1137 and encodes 378 amino acids. The transcript is spliced from 3 exons. The record is from RefSeq and is a predicted model, not a curated record. Lineage: Eukaryota; Fungi; Ascomycota; Sordariomycetes; Hypocreales; Nectriaceae.
AUGGUUGUUAUUAAGCUUACCCCCACAAUUGUCCUAGCCUUCCUGGCUGGUGCCAACGCUAAGGAUAUCUUUGUGUCUCCUACUGGUACUGGCUCUGGUACGCUUGCUGCACCAUAUGGAUCGAUCCAAUCUGCCAUUGAUACUGCCAAGGCUGGCGACUUCAUUUACUUGAGGAAGGGUACCUAUGCUCCCUCAAAGAACAUUCAGGUCAAGACCAGUGGUGCAAAGGGAAGCCCCAUUACUGUGAAGCCUUAUCAGAAUGAGAAGGCUGUUGGCGAGUCACUCCCCAAUGCUGAGCGUGGUGUCUUCCAUAUCCAGAAUGCUGAGUGGUGGUCCUUCUAUAAUCUCGAAAUCAUAAACGGCCCAUACGGCAUAUACGCCAGAGACGCAUCCAACAAUUACUACGAAGGUCUCUCAACCCAUGACAACUACGAGACAGGCUUCCAGCUCGAGGGCGCUUCCUCCAACAACCAAGUCAUAAACCUCGACUCCUACCGUAACCGUGACCCUCGCAAGAAUGGUGAGAGUGCUGACGGCUUCGCUUGUAAGGAGGGUUCGGGUGAGGGCAACGUCCUCCGCAAUGCCCGGCUUUGGGAAAACGUCGACGAUGGUCUGGACCUGUACAUGUUUGGCUCUCCUGUCACGCUCGACGAAGUAUACGCAUGGGGUAACGGUUUCAAUCGCUGGGGUUUCACGCCCUUCGAGGGUGAUGGCAACGGCUUCAAGCUCGGCAUCACCAACAACCCUCCUGCAAACCACAUCGUCAAGAACUGCAUCGCCUUCCAGAACGCCAAGAAGGGUUUCAUCGAUAACGGAAACCCCGGCUCUCUAACCUUUGACCGGAACACUGCUUGGAAGAACGGUGACAACGGUUUUAACCUACGCAGCUCUUCGUCCAAGGUUACCAAGAACGUUGCUGCCAGCAACACUGGUGAUCAGGUUAGCUUGAACAGCAAGGUUUCUGCGUCUGGAAACUCGUGGGAUAGCAAGGACACCUGGAAUGAUGCUUCUUUCAAGAGCACUGAUGCAUCCACGCUCAAGGGUGCUCGUGGAACUGAUGGACGUGUAAAGACCAGUGAUUUCUUGAUUCCUGCUUCUGGAGCUGCUAUUGGUGCUACCACCAAGGCGAAGGUCUGA